CAUCGACAGAUUUGUCCCAUUUUGGCCACAGAUUCAAUUGUGUCGCUGGGCCAACACACCCACUUUUGUUUUCCUUUUCGUUUGUGCCACCGGAUUUUCUCAUCACAUCGCGCUGCAGGUAGCCCCCCUAAGAAAAAAAGGGCAUAUAACCAUCCACUUCCUACGGACUUUCCUCUUCUCUUUUGUAAUCAGUUCCUACGUCGUUUUACUCUGUUCACCUCCAAAAGCUGGCUACGGAUUACGUGUGUUCUUGUGAUCAUCACUUUGACGUGUGUUGUGUGUCUUUUCGAACAGAGAGAUUGGACAAUUAAUAGUCAACUGUUUAGCGUCAGCUUGGUGUCAUCGCUCAUCGCACAUCUAUGAAGGGGGCUCACAAGCCCAUGCGGACAUCGAAAAGAAUCGCCAACGGUGCACCUACAACAAGUGUUGCGAGCGGUGAAAUGGAGAGACCGUGCACUCCGGUGAACAGGAUAACAAACCCAGAACAAUUGCAGAACAUGUUACGCUCACCAAUACGGAGCCCAAACCCAAGUGGCGAGGAUGUGGAUGGGGGUGUUGAUGGUCUAGCGUGCACCACGGCGUUCAGCACCCCGGGGAUUCUUCGUGGGCUGAACACGAGCACGUAUUCCUCGCACAACGAAACCGAGGUCAUGGUGACGUCAAUGCUUGAGAAGCUGAACCAGGAGCCAUCAACCAAGCUGGAUAAUCACGAGGUCAGAGCUUUACUGCAGAAGUGCCUAGUCACGAUGUCCCAUUACAAAUUACAGAACAAUAUCCUUCGGUUCGAAGCUGAAGAAAAGGAGAAGCGUAAUGCCAUUGAGACGGACCUGAUCAAAACACAGAUGGAUCUACUUCUCAAGUCGCCGUUCAAACCUUCAACCGGCUCUAGCGUGGUUAAAAGUGCGCAAUGCACAGCAGUCCACAAGACUGUGACGAAGAUACCCCGGAUUGCACAGCCAAAGCCAAGCUCUCCACGCGUUGGAAGGAUAGUCAAACCAAAGCUUCGGCUUGUUGAAAGGAUCGGUAAGAGGGAAGAUCAGUUUGGUAACUGCGUGAAGGUGUUUCAUUUACAAAAGAAGUGAAGCAAGAGAAUGAUCAAACCAGAGUACUAAGAAAUGUGACAUAUCGAGACAUGUGCUGGACACCAUGUAAUCCAAGGGACUUUUUUUAUUUUGUAUUUCGAGAAUGUACAUCAGGGAUAUCAAAUUGUUGUUGCUAUAUAUAAUAAUGAUUGGUUAUUGGCUGUCCAAUUGCUAUCUCAUACGGUAUAAUUGCCGAGGUUUGCUAUAUAAC
This is a messenger RNA of Williopsis jadinii, 1293 nucleotides long. RefSeq lists its product as uncharacterized. The record is from RefSeq and is a predicted model, not a curated record. Bases 360 to 1082 code for a protein of 240 amino acids. NCBI's taxonomy places the organism in Eukaryota, Fungi, Ascomycota, Saccharomycetes, Phaffomycetales, Wickerhamomycetaceae. The transcript has a single exon.